Molecule: messenger RNA, 2154 nt
Organism: Dermacentor silvarum
Lineage: Eukaryota; Metazoa; Arthropoda; Arachnida; Ixodida; Ixodidae
Exons: 3
Coding region: 1-2154 (717 amino acids)
Source: RefSeq, a predicted model, not a curated record
AUGGACAGCCGCCUGGGGCAUCUUAUCGAGGCGGAGAACUCGGCCCUGGCCAGACGGAAGGGACAGAGACUCAAUCGGAGACUCAGAAAGAAAAUAGUGGAGAUCAACCGCAACAUCGAGGAAUACUGCCGCACGCUCAACCGCCAGCAAUGGGACGAGUUAUUCAAUGCAGCGGACGGCCAACUACACAACGGGAAAUCGUGGAACCUACUCAGAUACCUGUUGGACGAAACGAAGACCAAGUCCCACCUGAGGGACUGUCUCGAACGUCUGUUGCACAAGGAGUUCGAGAAGUACGCUGAAGAUGCAAUAACGUGCCGCAACUUUGGCUUACGCGCGUACAACUACGUGAAAUAUUUCUUGACGGACAGGCGAGCUGUUUUAGUGGCCGGCGAGCUUCACCUAGAAGAGCAAACGCUGGGAAGCACUGGCACCCCGCAGGGCUCGGUAAUCUCGCCCACGCUAUUCAACCUGGUCAUGAUUGGGCUAGCGGAAAAACUGCAGGAACUCGAAGACCACACUAUAUACGCCGACGACAUCACCAUCGGGGUGCACGAAGGCAGCGACGGUCACAUCGAAACGGCGCUGCAACUAGCAAUUGACACAAUAGAGGAACACCUCAUGGGUACGGGGUUACGAUGUUCGCCAAAAAAGUCGGAAAUCCUACUAUACCGCGCCACGCAAACGGGCAGACCACCUGGGUGUGGUAGGAAUGCGGCGACGACCAGGCGAGAAUACGAAGAGAUCAGACUACGCACGAUCAACGGAGCAACCAUCCCAAUAGUCCAGAAAAUAAGGGUCCUGGGCAUGAUAAUUCAGACCAACGGCGUCAAUGGCGAAACGAUUACUAAACUCAAGCACAAGACAACCAACGCCAUGAGACUCCUCAAGAGGGUAACUAGCAGAAAAAACGGAAUGAGGGAGGCGAGUCUCACACGACUCAUACACUCUUUCGUCAUGUGCCACAUUGCGUACAUCGCGGCAUUCCACAACUGGUACAAGGGAGAAGAAGCCAAGAUCAACGUCCUCAUCCGCAGGGUGUACAAGAUAGCACUAGGUCUACCCCAGUCCACCAGCACGCACCGCUUGCUCCAGCUCGGGCUUCACAACACGCUGAGCGAAAUCGCCGAGGCGCCGCGCACUCUACAGCUAGAAAGAAUAGCGGGCACCAGAGUGGGACGCCAGAUCAUGGAAAGUCUCGGCAUCCGUUACCACACACAACAGGGACAGAAAGUCGCCGUUCCGGGCGCGAUAAGACAAACGUUAAGAGUCCACCCGAUUCCACGGAACGACCACCCGGAAUACAACCGGGGCAGGAGGGUGGCCAGGGCCAGAGCUCUCCUCCACACCCACGGAGACGAACCAGGGACACGAUUCGUUGACGCCGCGGAAUACGCAGAAUGCUCGCGAUUCGUAGUGGUGGUAACGCGCCUUUCGGCAAGUGUAGCGUGCGCGCGCGCAGAAGCGGAGGAAGCGGCGGUGGCACUCGCCCUCACGGAUCAGACGUGCCCGAUGGUUCUCUGCGACUCACGACAAGCGGUCAGAAACUUCGCCAGAGGAUGGAUCUCACGGACAGCGGCCCGAGUCCUUAGCCAUCGCUAUGUGCAGCGGGAGGUAGAAUUUCAAACAAGAAUCCAAUGGUUCCCAGCGCACAUGGGAGAAGUAUCGGAUACGCAUCGCAACCGAAACGAGACGACACACGCCAAUGCGCGAGAGCUCACGAACCACGCCGGCGACCAUCGUCCAUGGGACAGCGCUAAAGACUGCUUGGCGAGCUACAACGAAAUUACCAAGGCCCUCUGCCUGGCCCACCGAACCUUCCCUCCGCCCAGCGACAAGCUGGACAGGGUGCAGGCGGUGGCCUUCAGACAACUGCAGACGCUAACGUACGCUAACCCGGCACAAUACCACAGACUCUACCCCAGUACAUACCCUACAAAUAUAUGCAAGGUCUGCCACACUGGGAUAGCCACUUUGACUCACAUGCUCUGGGACUGUAACGAAAAGCCGCACGGUGCUAACUCCGGAACCCUUCCUCCGCGGUGGGCCGCUGCCUUGCGCAGCCCCAGCCUCGGCGAUCAACUCUGGGCCGUCCAGCAGGCCUGCGAGGCGGCGGCGAGACAACACCUCGACGUCCCCACGUGCGCGACCUAA